UGACAUAUUUGGGCCUUCUGCGGCUGCCGUAGCCCCAGACGGUAAACAGGAAAUGGGACUCUAUCUGGGACUCAAUAUUCGGGUGAAAAAGACCCGGGAUUCAGUUGAGACGUCUACUGCUGCUUUUGCGUACACUUUCAGGGUGUACCGUCCUCCAUCUCCACUGUUUGCCUCUCUCUCCUGUUCCUGUUCCAAUCAAGGUAUUUUGUCUUGAGCCACCUCCCACCUCUUUAUCGAGAAGUGUCACCAGAACCAUGGCUGAAUACUCCUAUGUGAAGUCCACCAAACUCGUGCUCAAAGGAACCAAAGCUAAGAGUAAGAAGAAAAAGAGCAAAGAGAAGAAGAGAAAAAGAGAAGAUGAUGAAGAAACCCAACUUGAUAUUGUUGGAAUUUGGUGGACAGUAACAAACUUCGGUGAAAUUUCAGGAACCAUAGCAAUUGAAAUGGAUAAAGGAACCUACAUACAUGCCCUUGACAAUGGACUUUUUACACUGGGAGCUCCACAUAAAGAAGUUGAUGAAGGCCCUAGUCCUCCAGAGCAGUUUACAGCUGUCAAAUUGUCUGAUUCUAGAAUUGCCCUGAAAUCUGGCUAUGGAAAAUACCUUGGUAUAAAUUCAGAUGGACUUGUUGUUGGGCGUUCAGAUGCAAUUGGACCAAGAGAACAAUGGGAACCGGUCUUUCAAGAUGGGAAAAUGGCUUUAUUGGCCUCAAAUAGUUGCUUUAUUAGAUGCAAUGAAGCAGGUGAUAUAGAAGCAAAAAGUAAAACAGCAGGAGAAGAAGAAAUGAUAAAGAUUAGAUCCUGUGCUGAAAGAGAAACUAAGAAAAAAGAUGAUAUUCCUGAAGAAGACAAAGGAAAUGUUAAACAGUGUGAAAUCAAUUAUGUGAAGAAAUUUCAAAGCUUCCAAGACCACAAACUUAAAAUAAGUAAAGAAGACAGUAAAAUUCUUAAAAAGGCCCGGAAAGAUGGAUUUUUGCAUGAAACACUUCUGGAUAGGAGAGCCAAAUUGAAAGCUGAUAGAUACUGCAAAUGACCAGGAUUUUUAUGGGUUUUUUUCUUUCUUUCUUUCUUUUCUGAAUAAAAUAAUCAUUAGAAAUGUUUUU
Messenger RNA from Pteropus alecto (black flying fox), 1101 nucleotides. It is a transcript of the gene FRG1, whose product is annotated as FSHD region gene 1. The transcript has 9 exons. Gene Ontology annotation, molecular function: actin filament binding. Gene Ontology annotation, cellular component: nucleolus; striated muscle dense body; catalytic step 2 spliceosome. NCBI's taxonomy places the organism in Eukaryota, Metazoa, Chordata, Mammalia, Chiroptera, Pteropodidae. The record is from RefSeq and is a predicted model, not a curated record. The coding region runs from base 255 to 1031 and encodes 258 amino acids.